AUGGCUGCGCUGCCCCGCCGCCCUCGCCUCGCCCCGCCCCGGCCCCGGCCGCCCUCGCCCCGCCCCGCUCCCGACCACGCUGCCCCCGGCCUAGGCGGCGCUCGCUCAGCCCUGCCUCGCUCCGGCCGUGCUCGCGCCGCUCGGCCGUGCUCGCGUCGGCACGGCGGCGCUCCCCGGCCUCGCCCGGCCAGUGCUUCGGCCGUGCUCGCUCGACCCCGCUCCGGCCGUGCUCGUGCCGCCUCGCUCCUGGAUGUGCUCGCGCCGCCGGUCCCCGGCCGUGCUCGCGCCGCCUCGCUACCGGCCGCACCGCCCCGUCCCGGCAGCAGCUCGUCGGAAUUUAGCCGGAUUCCGGCGAGGCAAAUCGCGAAAGCUGUAAAAAUUCGAGACGCGGGGCUGAUUUACAGGGUCUGCUAG
Lolium perenne is the source of this 414-nucleotide messenger RNA. NCBI's taxonomy places the organism in Eukaryota, Viridiplantae, Streptophyta, Magnoliopsida, Poales, Poaceae. The record is from RefSeq and is a predicted model, not a curated record.